AUGGCCGGUGCGCGCGGCCUUUGGCGUGCGACAGGUAUGAAGGACGAUGAUUUCGGCAAGCCGAUCAUCGCAAUAUCCAAUUCCUUUACCCAGUUUGUGCCCGGACACGUUCACCUGAAGGACCUCGGCCAACUUGUCGCGCGCGAAGUCGAAAAGGCUGGUGGCGUUGCCAAGGAAUUCAACACGAUCGCGGUGGAUGAUGGUAUCGCCAUGGGCCAUGACGGCAUGCUUUAUUCGCUGCCGUCCCGCGAAGUGAUUUCCGAUGCGGUUGAAUAUAUGGUCAACGGCCAUUGCGCCGAUGCCCUGGUGUGCAUUUCCAACUGCGACAAGAUCACGCCGGGCAUGCUGAACGCGGCCAUGCGGUUGAACAUUCCUGUUGUGUUCGUCUCUGGCGGACCUAUGGAGGCAGGCAAGGUUGUCCUGGAGAACGGUGUACAGAAAUCUGUCGAUCUGGUGGACGCCAUGGUCGCAGCGGCAGAUGACAGGAUGUCCGAUGCCGAUGUCCUUGCAUUGGAGCAAAACGCGUGUCCGACCUGCGGUUCGUGUUCGGGGAUGUUUACGGCGAACUCGAUGAACUGUCUGACGGAAGCACUCGGCCUGGCGUUGCCCGGCAAUGGCUCCACACUCGCAACCCAUGCGGACCGCGAGCGGCUCUUUGUCGAAGCCGGUCACCUGAUCGUCGAUCUCGCCAAACGCUAUUACGAGCAGGAUGAUGAAAGUGUUCUGCCGCGUAACAUCGCGAAUUUCAAGGCGUUCGAAAAUGCCAUGACCCUCGAUAUCUCGAUGGGGGGGUCGACCAAUACGAUCCUGCAUCUUCUGGCCGCAUCCUAUGAAGGGGAAAUCGGCUUUACGAUGGAUGACAUCGACCGGCUGUCGCGGCAGGUGCCUGUGCUUUGCAAGGUCGCCCCGGCGGUGGAAAGUAUCCAUAUGGAAGAUGUUCACCGGGCCGGCGGCAUCAUGGCUAUCCUUGGUGAACUGGAUCGCGCCGGAAAACUGCAUACCGACAAUCCGACAGUUCACUCCUCAACGAUGGGGGAAGCUCUUGCACGUUGGGAUAUCCGUCAGACCAAUUCCGAAAGCGUGCACAAUUUCUACAAGGCUGCCCCUGGCGGUGUGCCGACGCAGGUUGCCUUCAGUCAGAACCGGCGGUGGGACGAACUCGAUCUUGACCGCCAAACGGGCGUCAUUCGCGAAGGCGAGCAUGCCUACAGCAAUGACGGCGGCCUUGCGGUGUUGUACGGCAACAUUGCCGAAGAAGGCUGUGUCGUAAAAACCGCAGGGGUUGACGAUAGCAUACUCAAGUUUACCGGUCCGGCGCGUAUCUUUGAAAGUCAGGACAGUGCGGUUUCGGCGAUUCUGACGAACAAGGUCAAAUCCGGUGACGUUGUGCUGAUCCGCUACGAGGGACCGCGUGGCGGGCCCGGCAUGCAGGAAAUGCUCUAUCCGACCAGUUACCUUAAAUCGAAGGGGCUGGGCAAGGAAUGCGCACUGGUGACGGACGGGCGUUUUUCCGGUGGAACCUCUGGCCUUUCGAUCGGCCACAUGUCUCCGGAGGCAGCAGAAGGUGGCGCUGUCGGCCUGGUGGAAGAAGGCGACACAAUCGUUAUCGACAUCCCGAACCGGGUCCUGAAAGUCGACAUUUCCGAUGACGAACUGGCACAACGCCGCGCCGCAAUGGAAGCGAGGGGUGACAAGGCCUGGAAGCCGAUCGAAACGCGCAAGCGCAAGGUCACCAAGGCAUUGCGUGCUUACGCCAAGAUGACGACAAGUGCGGCCAAGGGGGCGGUCAGGGAAGUGGACUGA
Effrenium voratum is the source of this 1803-nucleotide messenger RNA. Lineage: Eukaryota; Dinophyceae; Suessiales; Symbiodiniaceae. The record is from the annotation of a GenBank genome assembly.